AGUGCUGGAAUAUUGCAGACAGUUUCCAGUUUCAAGAGGAAUGUCCUUUUUUUAGAAAUAUAUCCAUACAGUAGCUAUGUUGUUUUUUUAAUCAUGUAUCAGCUAAUUUGUAUUCUUGUACUUGUUUGUUGUUUUAAUGUAGUCCUUUCUUUUUGCCCGUCUCAGUGUACAUGUAUAUACCACGGCAGAAGCGAUGGAACUGGAACUAGAUCUGUGUUGUGUAAUGACCCGGAUAUGUCCGACAUCCCUGUCAAUGUUCCAGUGGACACUGUUAAACUCCGCAUUGAAAAAACAGUGAUCCGUAGGAUUCCUACUGAAGCAUUCUACUACCUUGUGGACUUGAAAUAUUUGUGGGUGACUUACAAUUCCAUCUCAACUAUUGAUUCAAGUAGCUUUUACAACCUAAAACUCCUCCAUGAACUCCGGCUGGAUGGAAAUCAGAUUUCCACUUUUCCCUGGGAGUCCCUGCAAGAAAUGCCGAAUCUCCGAACUCUGGAUUUGCACAACAACAGGCUGUCCACUAUCCCAGCUGAUGCAGCCCAGUACCUUUGGAACAUAACUUAUUUAGACAUUUCCAGCAAUAAACUGACCACAUUGCCAUCGGAUUUAAUAGACAUCUGGCCUCCCUUUUCUGGUGCCAAAAGUGCCAGCACACCUCAACGAGUGAUACUAGGUUUGCAAGACAAUCCAUGGUUCUGUGACUGCAGAAUCUCCAAAGUGAUUGAGCUCUCCAAGACAUUCGAAACAUCUGUCGUGCUUCUUGAUCCACUUCUCAUCUGUAGUGGGCCUGAGAACCUGUCUGGAGUUCUGUUCCAGAGAGCUGAGCUGGAACAGUGCCUCAAGCCUUCUGUGAUGACCUCAGCUACCAAGAUUACCUCACCCCUAGGGAGUAAUGUUCUUCUGCGCUGUGAUGCCACAGGUUAUCCCACGCCAGUUUUAAUGUGGACCAGAUCUGAUGAAUCACCAGUUAACAAUACAGCAUGCUGCCGACAAGUAGAUAGGUCCUCAAAGUCUGAGAAACUUCCAAGAACAUUAAACAACUUUGUCCAGGAGUCCCCAGGGGAAGGGAUCCGGUGGUCCAUUAUAAGCUUAAAUGGAAUUUUAUACAAAGAUGCGGGUGAAUACCGCUGCAAAGCUAAAAACCUAGCUGGGAUGGCAGAGGCGUCCAUCACUUUGACAGUGGUGGGAGUGGUCACAACAACGGUGUCUCCAUUGAAAUUCCCAAAGAAACCAAGCGAUGAGCAAAGUCCCACCAACCAGACCCAGACAGAACCUGUUAUGGUCACGACCAUUGCUUUGACAACCCCGUUUUCUACAACCCCUGCUCCCACAAUGCAGAGCACUACACCAAGAAAGAAGUUACAACCAAACAGUCAGCAGAAGUUAAUCCAGGGAGGGGAAGUGACUGGGAAGGGCCAGCCAGCGAAUAAUAAUAAUAAAACGCCACAGCAGGUGGAGAAAAAACAAAGAACGGGAAGUAAUCCAGUGAACACAACAUCCAGUGCUCUACGGAAACUUGCAGUGAAAAAUGUACAAGUUGUAGAUCAAAGCACAGAGAGCGCAGUACUGACUUGGAAGGCAGAUGAGGCCCAAAGAGAUCUUCCUGUCAAAGUGAUUUAUUCACCAUUCGGAGAAAAGGAGAAACAAUCAGUUAGUACUGAACUGGGGAAAAGUCAAAUCAUCCUGGAUGGAUUGAGACCUAAUACAAAAUACAUGGCUUGCUUUAUACCUAAGGGGAAUCCACCGCAGAAGGACCAAUGUGUCACAUUUUCCACAUUGGAGACUGUCAAUGCGGAUGGCCAGGAUCACUUGCUUAUAAUUGUGAGCAGCAUCGCGUGUGUUGUGGCGUUACCUCUUAUAAUCCUGCUGCUAUACAAGGUUUUGAAGCUCUACUGUAAAAAAGGGCCUGCUCCUGGGGGUGAAGACCCUUCCAAGGAAAUGUAUGUGAAGUUUGAGACCUUGUCUCUAAAACAGAGAACCAUGGGUCCAAGCACAGACCUGUGGACACGCAGGCACACAGCAGAAUCUGAAAGAAUGCUCCUUUGCUCUAGGUCAAGCAUUGACUCCCAAAUGACUUUCAAAAGUGACAGUUCCAGAUCAGAAUACUUGUGCUAGGUUCUGUCACUGGUGCAAAUGGAUGAGAAACAUAUAAGGAAAAAUGCUGAAAAAAGACUUCUAAGGUAUGGCUGCAAACAAUCUUAAAAAUCUUGGUAACAAUGUCUUUUAUGACCAUCAUCUAUGACCCAUUUGCUUUUGCUUAUGUGCUUUUGGUUUAAGAUAAACAAAAUUAUUCUGUGUAGGUUAUCUUGGGUUUCUUCAUGACACAGCCUUAAAUAUUUAUUUUAAAAAAAUCUCUUCAAAACAGAACAAGAUGUUUAAGUUUGCUCAAUGGAUUUCUUUUAAAGGAACA
Lepisosteus oculatus (spotted gar) is the source of this 2410-nucleotide messenger RNA. RefSeq names its product leucine-rich repeat, immunoglobulin-like domain and transmembrane domain-containing protein 3. NCBI's taxonomy places the organism in Eukaryota, Metazoa, Chordata, Actinopteri, Semionotiformes, Lepisosteidae. Gene Ontology annotation, molecular function: protein binding. The record is from RefSeq and is a predicted model, not a curated record.